Vicia villosa (hairy vetch) is the source of this 1341-nucleotide messenger RNA. RefSeq lists its product as uncharacterized. The coding region runs from base 175 to 384 and encodes 69 amino acids. NCBI's taxonomy places the organism in Eukaryota, Viridiplantae, Streptophyta, Magnoliopsida, Fabales, Fabaceae. The record is from RefSeq and is a predicted model, not a curated record. The transcript is spliced from 3 exons.
GGUGGACUUCUCAAUUUCCCAAUCCGAAGAACAAAGAGAAAAAACAGAGCAGAAGCUUCCAUGGAUUCCUCCAUAAUACUACAGUGUUAGCUUUACAACAAACAAUUCUCGAAAGAAUACCAUAAAAACUAAAAACAUUUCCACCAUCUCAUCGGGUUUGCGAAUUUGGAAUCCAUGGCACGAGCUCGCAAUUUACUUGUUGCUGCUGGUUUAGUUGCUUUUGCUUCAGCAGGCAUGGCUUUUCCAUUCUACAUGGCUUCGUCGAAGAAACCGGUUAUUGAUCCAACAAAACCGCUUUCGCCACAAGCUACUUUUCGAGGACCUUAUAUAAACACAGGUUCGCGCGAUGUUGGUCCUGAUCAUGAGACUUACCAAAAGAAGUGAACUAGGUUGUGAAUUUGUUUGGCCCCAAUUGAGAUUAAGUUCAUGUUAUAUGAUUAGUAUAAGUGGUUUGAAUUUUUGUAAAAUUAGUUUUAUAAUGUAUGCCAUUUUUAAUAAAAAGAUUAAUGUUGUUAGUUAAAUAUGACAAUUAUACCAAUUUCAUUGAUAUAUAGAUGAAUGUUGUAUUGCUUGUCUGAAUAGUUAAGCUCUUUGGGAAAACCUGAGUCAAUGGCAAUGUGUAGUUUUGAUUCCUCUGCAUUUGUAUCUAUGUUGCGAAAGGGUAACAAUCAACAGGAAAGUAUAGAUUUUGAUGAAACUUAUGCUCCUCUUGUUAGAUUAGAAGUCAUAUGAAUGCUUUUAACUUUCUCAUGCAUCAUGAAUUUCAACCACUUGGCCCAUGAUUAACCAAGAUAAGUGUAGAUGAAUGCUGUUUUACAAAUGGUUCUGCGGGCUGGAGAAUGAUUUCCAGAGAUUAUGCAGGGGCUGUGUUUGCUGCAGCCACAAGAUUGAAGUAUCUCGCACCUUUCAUUGGCAUUAGGGCUUAAGGAGCAUCACAUGCCUAACUUGAGAAUUGAAUUUUAUUCUAUUAGGCAUAAGGAGCAUCACAUAGCUAACUUAAUUAUUGAAUGUGAUUCUGAAUGUAUGGUUAACUAACCGCCUUAUGUACUGUACUGUAUUGAUCUGCUUAGUCAAUUAUAGAAUACCACAUUUAAUACUUUGUUGAAUUAGAAGGGAGAAAAUGUUUGAAUGAUAUUCUAGUUGGUGUGGCAUGAAAUGUAGGAAGUAGAGACAGGUUUAUCCAGUUUGUUGUAAUGAUAUUCUUUCAAUCUAAAGAAAUUGGGUUUGCUGUAAAAUUUAAGUGUAGUUUAGGUUCAGAUUUGUAAAUUUGAUUCUGCACAUUCAAGAUAAUUUUAUUGAAUGUAGUGUUUCUAAAUUUGAUUCGUAAAUUUAACACAAAAA